AAAAAUUACCACAGCUAAUGUAGAGAAGUUCAUUCUACAGCUUGCCGAGUAAAUUAUACUACUAUUACGAACUGAAGAGGCAAAAGUAGAGAUAACAGACAUUUCCUUGCCAUUUACAGACAGGGGCUUUAACAUCUAUGGACCACAAAGAGAGCAACUGAAGCGCAAGAAAGAAUAUUUCAAGAUGUCUAUGAAAAGCUGGGUUCCUGGUACUCAGUGUGUUGCUAAGAGUGACCACACUAAGCCCAAGCCUGGUGAGUUGGCCUACCGCAAAGGUGACUUUGUGACCAUUAUGGAGGUCAGCCAGACUAAGGGAUUCUAUAUAGCACAACACAACCAGAGUGGCGAAGAAGGACUCAUCUCUGCUAGCAGCGUGCGGGAGAGAGAAGCCAUCCGAGUGGACCCCAAUCUCAGCCUUAUGCCGUGGUUCCAUGGGAAGAUCUCAGGUCCUGUGGCUGUGCAGAAGCUGCGUCCCCCUGAAGAUGGUCUCUUCCUUGUGCGGGAGUCCAUUCGCCACCCCGGAGACUAUGUGCUGUGUGUGAGCUUUCAGAAUGAGAUCAUCCACUACAGAGUCAUGUAUAAGGAUAAUAAGCUGACCAUUGAUAAUGCAGAGUAUUUCUACAACUUGAUAGAUAUGAUUGAGUUCUACAUGAAGAACAAGGGUUCAAUUGCUACCAUUUUAUUAAAGCCCAAGCAAAAAGAAGGUACAAAGUCAGCUGCUGAGCAGCUCUCUAAAGCUGGCUGGCUGCUGGACAUGGAGAAAUUGAUCUUAGGUAACAGUAUCGGAGAGGGAGAGUUUGGGGCUGUAUAUGAAGGUGAAUAUAUGGGCAAAAAGGUGGCAGUGAAAAACAUCAAGUGUGAUGUCACAGCCCAGGCUUUUCUAGAAGAGACUGUUGUCAUGACAAAGCUGCAACACAAGAAUCUUGUGCAGCUACUGGGGGUCAUCUUGCACAAUGGACUUCACAUCGUCACUGAAUUAAUGGCCAAGGGUAACCUAGUGAACUAUCUGAGAUCAAGAGGGCGCUCUGUUGUGGAUGUUAAACAAUUGCUGCGCUUUUCACUAGAUGUUUGUGAAGGGAUGGAGUAUUUGGAGUCCAAAAAACUUGUGCAUCGAGAUUUGGCAGCUCGUAACAUCUUGAUCUCCAGUGAGAACACAGCCAAAAUCAGUGACUUUGGUUUGGCCAAGGCAGAACCUAAAAGCACAGACAAUGCCAAGCUUCCUAUCAAGUGGACAGCCCCAGAGGCUCUCAAGAAAGAGAAAUUUUCAACCCGCUCAGAUGUCUGGAGCUAUGGUAUCCUUCUCUGGGAGAUUUACUCUUAUGGUAGGCAACCAUAUCCCAAGAUGGCUCUAAAAGAUGUUAAGGAGAAAGUUGAGCAGGGUUACCGCAUGGAAGCUCCGGAUGACUGUCCCCCUGUAAUCUAUACUCUGAUGAGGUCCUGCUGGGAGUCCGACCCAAGUAAACGACCAUCUUUCCGGAAGUUGCGUGAAAAACUUGAGAAGGAACACCGUGACUGCAAAUCAACCUCAGGUUCAUGAGGCAGGCCACUGCAGAUAGCAUUAUGGCCACAAACUAAGUUUCUACUAUUAAUUGAGUUGGAACGUUCUGCUUCUAGACUAUGUGACUUUGUAUUUUGAAAAAUGAAGAGUGAACAGUAUACACUACUCUGCUGACUUUCCAAUUCAAUACUAAAGCCUCCUACAAUACUGAAGUCUGAUCACUUGAGAUACACCCAAUGGAUCCAAGUACACAUUUCUGAUCAUCUGCUGCAAAGGUGAUCAGCUUCAAAAUGUUAUGUCACCACUGCAGCCAAAAAUGCUUCAGAGAAAACAUUGUCAGCAGCCAGAACGUCAGCAGAACAUUUUUCACCCGCUAGUUAAAAAUGUUUCAAAGAAGACAUUGUCACUGGACAGAAGUCCAGCAGAACAUACUUCACUGACUUCAGUUGGCCUUGUUUGGACUAUAAAGGUACUGCAAGUCAUAAACAGAGUUGUUUUAUCUGAUGGCCACACUUCCCUGAACUCGUGAUGCAUGCACCCUGAACCAGAUACAUCCACCACCAGAAUCAGUAGUAAUAGAAGAGAGAGUGUCCACUUUCAGUUGACCAGAUGUAAACAAUCCUCUUUGUAACUUGUUUUACUGUUCAAUUACCCACGUGACACAAUAGAUUUGCAUUGUUGAAAACACAUAUACUGUCCAAAUCUAAAUUUACCAAACCCCUGUCUUAGCUACUACCACUUACCUCAGAAUGGUUGGCUGAAACAGAGGAAGGAAAUUAAAAGUUUGCACUUGGAAA
Messenger RNA from Polypterus senegalus (gray bichir), 2295 nucleotides. RefSeq names its product megakaryocyte-associated tyrosine kinase (gene matk). The transcript has 13 exons. Gene Ontology annotation, biological process: protein phosphorylation. Gene Ontology annotation, molecular function: ATP binding; protein binding; protein tyrosine kinase activity. Lineage: Eukaryota; Metazoa; Chordata; Cladistia; Polypteriformes; Polypteridae. The coding region runs from base 185 to 1537 and encodes 450 amino acids. The record is from RefSeq and is a predicted model, not a curated record.